UCAGAGAUCUAAAACCCGCGGAGGUGAAGAGUGAGUGAGUCCGCCUAGUGUUCCACCAAGACCAAGCAAGCAACAGUCGCCCUCUUCGUCGUCCUAACACCACGCGAACUUAAUUUUCACGGCUUUUCCUCCCCAUUUUUAUUGUACCUUGUUUUCGGUGUUUUUUCCGUUUUUGGGCGGAAAGCCAAAAUACGGCGUUGAAGCCGCCGACGCCGAGGAGUUUACGUCGGGCACCGGGAGAAGCAGCUGCGUGAGGCGGCGCCCACGAAGAGUAAGCUAACCCACCGGGCGAGUUCGAAACUCACUCGACAGCACCAUUCUGUCACUCCUGAACCCCUGUUGGCCGCUUUGGUCCCACUGGGCGGAGCCAAGUAUGGGGUAAGCAAGCCUGGGCGACAUUACAACAAGACCAGGGCCUGCUCGGCAGCACAGGUCAGGACACUGUCAUGGCGCUGCUGCGGGUGAGACUGAAAGUUUUGGUGACUGUGACGAUGGUCAACGUCUUCCUCUUCCUCCUCAUUGCAAGACACAGUGGACGAGACAAGGGCUACCUGGAUAAAGUGCGGAUACCCUCCAAGCCCUUCUGGAACAAGAUAACACCCAGUUCAGGCUACUGGAACCGCCAGCAGCAGGUUCUGGACUUCCAAAACAACCCUUUUUUUGCCAAUCACACUGUCGGUGACUUGCCCGAUUGGCUCAACGUAACCCACGUGUCUUUUAAUGCCUGCCGGAUUGACACCAGGGUAACCGCUCAGGUGAAAGACUACAGUUCCCUACCCUUGCGAUUCAAAGACUUCCUACUCUACAUGCACUGCCGUUAUUACCCGAUCCUGGUAGACCAACCAGACAUCUGCCGAGAUCCGCCUUUCCUACUGCUCGCCGUCAAGUCGGUGGCAUCUCAUUUCGACAGGCGCCAGGCCAUCCGCCAGACGUGGGGCCAGGCGGGCCUUGUCGCCAACCGGACCGUGGUGACCAUCUUCCUCCUGGGUAAGACCUCGACGAGUGAUCACCAUCCGGAUCUCUCGGCGAUGCUGAGCUACGAGAGCGAGCGGCACAGGGACAUUAUCCAGUGGGACUACCGGGACUCCUUCUUUAACCUGACUGUCAAGGAGGUCCUUUUCCUGGACUGGAUCCAGACGCGUUGCCCCGGCGCCAGCUUCAUCUUCAAAGGCGACGAUGACGUCUUCGUCAACACUUUUGCUAUCCUGAAAUUCCUGGCCGGGCUGUCGCCGACCAAAGCCGACGAGCUCUUUGUGGGCGACGUCAUUACCAAUGCGGGGCCGCACCGGGACAAGAAGGUCAAGUACUUCAUCCCUGAGAGCGUGUUCAUUGGCUCAUACCCGCCGUACGCCGGCGGCGGCGGCUACCUGUUCUCGGCCAGCGUGGCCGCCCGUCUUCAUGUCGCUUCGCGCCGGGUGGUGCUUUACCCAAUCGAUGACGUCUAUACAGGCAUGUGUCUGUUGAAGGCGGGGCUGGGCCCCGAGAUGCACAAGGGCUUCAAGACUUUUAACAUUGAGGAGAAGUACCGUUCCAACCCAUGCGUCUACAAAGGUCUGAUUCUGGUUCACCCGCGAACACCGCAGGAGAUGAUCCAGAUUUGGUCUUGGCUUAACCAGCCAGACCUCAACUGUCAGUAGGCUAGGAUCUACCCAAACGAAAAUGUCAGACCAUUAGGAGGUGACUUGGAAGUUGCCAAUUUGUUGUUGUUUUGCUUGGAGCUUUUCGGGAACAGUUUGUGCCAUUUGGGAUUAGGCAGCCAUUUUACAAUAAGAGUACACCUUCAAGUGAGUUUAUUUUUUUCUUUCUUUUCUUUUUUAAUCGUGAUUGCAACAUUGUCCCCUUUUAAUUCUAUAUUAAAGUUGAGAUUUUUUUUACAUAAGGCUUUAUCUUCGAGUUAGCGGGGGUUUAAAUAGUCGGUGGAGUUCAACAAAUUCCAUGUAGUUUGCGAGUUAUUAUUUUCAAGGCUCCUGAGUGGCAAAACUAGCGUGCGUCAAUGGUCGCAUCCUAGCAUGCCAAUAAAAAAACAAUAUUAACAGAUCUAACAUUAGGGGUGUGCCAUCUUAGACACCCCCCGAUUCGAUUCGAUGACUAUUCAGGGUGCUACGAUCAGAUUGUUGAACUAUGAUCGCGGUAUUGACGAUAAUCGCGGUUAUCGCGACUAUCACGAUUAUCGAUACAUCAUGCAUUACUACUUAAUACAGUAGCCAAACAAAUGUAUGUCCAUUAUUUAUUUAAAUUAUCCUAAUGAUUCAACAGGAACGAUGGAAACAUGCCCAUACAACAAAAAGCUGCCCUUAAGCUGCUUUAUUUAUUUAUUGAUUGAUUAAUUUUAAAAGAAAGUGCAAAUACAUUAACCAUUUUAAAGGGAGUACUUAUUUCUCUCAACAAUACAAUGAAAUUGACACUUGUGGAAUGAAUUCCACAUUUAUUGGAAACAAAGUGUCGUUAGAAAUAAGACUUCUUUAAACCAAUAUACUUUUUUCACAGAAUUCUGUACUAUUUCACAUGUUUGUAGUGUUACUGCUGUAAUUAAUUGGGCUUUUACAUGUUCUGCAUAUGAAAUACAUGUUAGCGAAUUAGCUAAUUAGCUUAGCGCUCGGCGCUAACUAUUAACAUGUCAAAAACAGCAACAAUAAAGGCUUAAACAGUACAAGGGGUUCGUGUACUCACCUCUUACAAACGCAGAGGGGUCUUAGCAACACACUCAGGACAUUUUUCAAUUGAAAUGCCUUAAAAGUACUGCUGGACAUCUAAAUGACAAGGGGCAACAAACUCUCUCUUCCCCUCUUGCGCCAAAAAAAUAACUUGGGCACAAAAGCGCGACCACCGGGUCUUGCUUCUGUUCCUGUCUGUCUAAUACACAAAUUUAUUUUCCAGUCUUUUAAAAAGGAGUAAAUCUCUCUCUCAGUAACCAGCAGCAUCCAUCAUAACAUUGUGGGGUGGCGUGGCUCAGUGGUGGAGUAGUUGUCCCCCAAGCAGAGGCUGUUGGUUCGAUUCUUCGCCCUGACAAACUCGUCUAAGUAUCCUUGAGGAAGAUACUGAACCCCACGUUGCUCCUGGUGCUGCGUCACCAGUAGGUGAAUGGCGAGAUAGUGUAAAGCGCUUUGAGCGCCUUGAAAGUUGGAAAAGCAUAAGUGUAACACCAUUUACCAUAACGUGUGCGCGCCUGUUAACGGUGCCCGGUGGCAGACGGGUCUUGAAUUUCGUUCUGCUACGAGCGGCUGCCAUAAAGUUAUGAGGGAAAAACAUUUUGUUUUUGAACCUUUAUGAAUCGUAAUCGAAUCGUCAUGUGUCGAAUCGCGACGCAUGUAAUCUUUUUUUUUUUUGGAACUACUCUAUUUAACAUAGUCAAAUAAAUUCAAAAUGCAGAUCGUCGUUCUAAAUACCAGUGCGGGCAAAACAAUGUCACGCCAAACUGCCGUAAUUAAUUUAUUUCUGCGGAACUUUUUUUUUUUUCAGAUGCGCAAUAAGACCACAAUAGAGAAGAGUGCUUCAGCCACUCAUGCUAUGCUGCAUUUGAAGAAGGUGGGAAGUAGGACUUAUCCCACUCGGAUGGUACCAGUUGCAAGCUCAAAGCAUUCCAAGCGUUUAUUUUGGCGAUCGAAAGACAUGUUGACCUCCAGCAAACCUACCUUCUUGUAAGCGAUCAAAUAGUGGAGGAAAAAUGACGGCUAAGGUAAAUAGACCAAACUGUUAACUGCCUUCUUUAGUUUUAUGAUUGACGGUCUGAUUUUCGGAUGGGCAGCACAUUCUGUCACAGUUCGAGUGGCGUUCCAAUGAUAUUUUUCCUGGUCGGAAGUUUGUCUCUUGACUUCCCACCUUCCUGGAAUGCAGCAUCAGUCCACAGAAUCUUGACUAAAGAACGGCAACAUAGUGAAACGUGCAUUUAGAGGCUGUGGAAACAAACAGAAGAAAUGGGCAAAUGAGAGUUUCCACAAAUUCCCUAUGAAGAACGAAGAACAAUACAAACUGGAUACUUGCUGCUGGCUACGACAUAAAAUAUCACUCGACUCUGCAGCCUGUUACCUGCGGAGCUGCUUGAUUACAAAUAUUGCUCUUCAUACUACAGUUAUUGACAUGCGUCAUAAGUUUAAAUAACAUCAUCCUGAAAACAUAGCCAACACUAUUGAUUGCAUGAGUCAUCAGUGAUUUUCAUGCGUGUUGUUGUAGAGCUGCAUUUAUCGAUUAUUUUAGCAGUCGAUUAAUCAACAAGUUAGUUCGAAUAGAGUAAUCAGAUCAGGUAGAUUUAAUGCGUUAUAAUAUUUUAGGGGUGUAAAACAAAGGCUUGUUAAGAUUGCGUUUUUAAAACACCACUAAUUGCGAAUACAAAAUAAAAUUCCUGAGUGGUUCUGCAAACUAAGCCGAUUUGCGUUUGUAAUUAAAAAUAAAUUGAAAUACCUGAGAUUAGCCUUGAAUUGUGUAAAAAUAAGUAAAUGAGGAUCUAAGUACAGCAAAAGAACAAUUGGCUAACUUGCAUAGCAAAAGUCUGCUAGCUUAAAUGCUAUAAAAUGCUUUUUUAUUUAACAUAUAUUUCCACAAAAAACUGCUAAAUAUACCUAUAAACUAAAUUACAAAUGCAUAAAAAAAAUUUAAUCGUAACAGGGAGCAGCUGGAUUCGGUUAUGCUAGAUAUUCACGGUUCGCCGAUAUAUUCACUGUUGCCACUGGAGGGCAGUGUAUCCACCCAAAUCAGCAAAACUAAAUGCAAACAAUUUCGUCAUUACAACGCCACUCUAAUUAAACAAUUACUCGAAGCAGCAAAAUUUGAUUAGAAGCUUUUUUCUAAUCGAAUUACUCGUUGCAGCACAAUUUAAAAAAAAAAAUUUUUUCUUAAUCAUUAUUGGCAUGCUAGCAAGCCCAUAACUCGCGCUAGCUUAACCACUCCGGAACCCUGAAACUAGUAACUAACAGGGGGGAAUUUGUUCAAAUCAACUCCACCGACUAAUUCAACCCUCGCUAACUCGAAGAUUAAGCCUAAUGUCAAAAAUUCUGAACUUAAACCCCAACCCUAAAAACGGGUAGGUGAUAUGAAAAAAAAAAAAAAAAAAAUUCCCACCAACAUCAAAUCCCCUUUUAUCAUAUUUAGCACAUUUGAUGUGCCCACUAAUGAAAUCAUACCACAGGAUUUAUAUCAACUAAUAACGGGCUCUUAAUCCUUUAAUUGGUGAAAAACAAUUUGAUGGCCCCUUGUUGUAAAGUGUUUAUUAUUUUUAACUUGAUCUACACACAUUGCUGUUCAAAGAGCUUGAACCAAAAGUGCGUUUGUGCCUUGGGCACACAUAUUUAUACCGCUGUACCUAUUUAUAACGCUUUAACACUGUCUGCUCUACACCAGGGGAUCCAAAAUGCUGUAUUAAUGUCGGACUUUACCUGAGAACUGUACACUCUGAACACCGGUGUCGUCAUUCGUGAUCAUUUUUUUGCCAGCGCCUCCCAGGCAAAAGGAUGAGUCAUCAAUUGCUGUGAAUGGCAGCUAAAGAGUUAACUCGUCACUGCUUUCAAAAAAUGUUUUGUCGGUGUUCGUGAUGCUUUUAAUGUUUUCAGAAACGAAGAUAUAUGUACCUGUUGGGGUGUCAAUACUCACACAAUAUAUAUGGCGGAAAACACUCAGGUGACUUGAAGUUCUGCUCUGAGACCCCCAAUUUGGCCAAAUUUCAAAAUUGUCCUAUAUGCAUGUGGGAUACAUCAUUGGAAAGCGUUAAAUCUCAAUUUUGGGUGGAUUUUAUGGGUGAAACAUGGCAAUAUAACAAGGGUCGCGAUGCAGACAACAAGAAGUGGUUGAGAUUUUCUUUUGAAUAUAUUUACCCUUACCAAUUUUUCUUUGUUUAGAUCGAUUAUUUAUUAUCUAACAUCGGAGAAAAUGCGACAGUAACAAAAAAAAAUACAACUAAGCGAUAGUUAUGAGAGAGAUAUCGGUGACUUUUUUUACAGACGCCAUUUUUUUUCAUUGUGACAUGUUUAAAAGUUUAAAAUGUGAAUAAUUUUUUUUUUAAACGAAAUAUUAGACAUCAAUUAAUAAUUCUAAGCUAAAAAUGACUGACAUUUUGAAUAAUAAAUAUAAUUAGCUUCUCUUUAUGGCUAGAUUGAAACAAAAGUGGUUGCGCGAUGUCUGUAAACGGGGGUUUCCCGGGUAAAACAGACAAAUUAAAAAUAGUUCGGAGGCUUAGUGCGCCAUGAAUCUGCUAUGGCAGCAUAUAGACAUAUUGUUCUAUCAAACACAAGUUCUUUUGGCUUUAAAUACAGCAGUUUAUUUUAAAGAAGGGGUGCAAGAGCAGAAACUGCUUUUUCAGUCUUGUCUGUGCUUUCCGCCAUGUAUAUAUAUAUAUAUA
Messenger RNA from Corythoichthys intestinalis (scribbled pipefish), 6328 nucleotides. It is a transcript of the gene ehbp1, whose product is annotated as EH domain binding protein 1. Gene Ontology annotation, molecular function: UDP-glycosyltransferase activity; hexosyltransferase activity; protein binding. The coding region runs from base 447 to 1637 and encodes 396 amino acids. Gene Ontology annotation, biological process: actin cytoskeleton organization. The transcript has 3 exons. Gene Ontology annotation, cellular component: Golgi membrane; microtubule organizing center; filamentous actin. The record is from RefSeq and is a predicted model, not a curated record. NCBI's taxonomy places the organism in Eukaryota, Metazoa, Chordata, Actinopteri, Syngnathiformes, Syngnathidae.